Molecule: messenger RNA, 750 nt
Organism: Didymella exigua CBS 183.55
Lineage: Eukaryota; Fungi; Ascomycota; Dothideomycetes; Pleosporales; Didymellaceae
Exons: 2
Coding region: 50-568 (172 amino acids)
Source: RefSeq, a predicted model, not a curated record
AUACUGAAGAGUCUUCCGUCAGAGUCGAAAAGUUGCUGCUGCAUGCUGCAUGCUGCUGACGAUAUUGACACAUUUGAGAAGCUCACCCAGAGAUCCCGGUUCCCCAUUGACACCGCCUUACACAAGUGAUAUAAUAUUUGAAACCACGACACGGCAUUCACAAUCGCCGCAGAGGCACUGUCAACGGUGGCUUAUCCGAGAAAGGCAGCUGACAGCCUGGGGCAGACGUCGUACCGGGGAGUCUGGAACCGUGGAACGGAAGCUGGGGUGCAGCACCGUGCUGAGCAAGGCCAUCCAAACGAAAUUCAAAUUUCAUAUGCCUAUGCUCGAGCAGUGCGACAUGGCGCUUGCUCUCGUUUACCAGCCGCGACGCACCCGCACGACUGAUCCCUGGCGUCGUCCUUCUCGAAGACUACUCCACAAUGAUGCGAGGAUUAAGAGUGCACGUACUGUCCAAGAUUUCAUGCGGCGUAAUCGGAUUGCAAGGAAAACCCUAUUCAGCUCAGACUCUUUCGCGAUCAACUUGCUGGUCGAGCAAACGUCGAGAUACGUGUCUCGUCUAAUCUGAGACGGGAAGUGGGGACGGAAGGGCCGCCCUGGAGCCGUGAUGGCGAACUUAGAAAUUUGUUGGUUCCAUCUGCUGGUCAAAGACGUAUUUGCAACGCACCGCCACAUUCUGAGGAAGACAUGCCCACAUUGAAACACUACGGAGAAUAUUAGCCGUGCAGUCCUAGGCAAUGGGAAUCACCG